Messenger RNA from Acanthosepion pharaonis, 993 nucleotides. NCBI's taxonomy places the organism in Eukaryota, Metazoa, Mollusca, Cephalopoda, Sepiida, Sepiidae. The record is from the annotation of a GenBank genome assembly.
AUGGAUGCUGUUGGUUUUGGGUUCAGUUGUUGCUGUUUACAGACAACAGUCCAAGCAAGUAACAUUCAAGAAGCUUUCAUCAUGUAUGACAAUUUGGCCCCACUCUGCCCAAUCAUGUUAGCACUCAGUGCUGCUACUCCAAUAUUUCGAGGAUAUUUGUCUGAUUCCGAUUGUCGAUGGAAUGUCCUAUCCCAGUCAGCAGAUGACCGAACAGAAGAAGAACGAGGAAUUAAGAAUAUUCAGUCCACUAAUUGGCAAUUUUUAAGGUUCAAGCCUCCCCCUCCAAAUUCCAAUAUUGGCUGGAGAGUAGAAUUCCGACCAAUGGAGGUUCAAUUGUCUGACUUUGAAAAUGCUGCUUAUGUUGUGUUUAUUGUGCUGGUAACAAGGGUCAUUUUGACAUUUAAACUCAAUUUCCUGAUUCCAAUCUCAAAGAUUGAAAAAAAUAUGGUGACUGCUCAGAAAAAUGAUGCUGCAAGGAAUGGGAUGUUUUAUUUCCAUAAAGAUGUCAUCACAGCCAAUUCUCUUCCUGAAGCUGCUGAAUGUGUUGGUUGUCGUGAAGUGAUCAAACAACAGAUUGAUGAAGAAUACACUUUGAUGUCUAUUAAUGAAAUCAUUAAUGGAAAAGAUGAUUUUCCUGGUUUAAUUCCUCUUGUGAACAAAUAUUUGGAAUACAGUGAAUGUGAUGUUGAUACAAGAUGUACUGUACUGCAAUAUUUACAACUCAUCUCAAACAGAGCUUCAGGUAAAUUGAUGACAAUGGCACAAUGGACCCGUAAAUUUGUGUUGACCCAUGCAGACUAUAAGCAGGAUUCUGUGGUCAAUGAAAACAUCACAUAUGACUUGUUGGUUGAAUGGUAUCUUUCUCUCUCCUGGGAUCUUAAGGUAUUUCUUUCUCUGGGAGAUCUUGAUCGAUCUAUAUUUCUUUCGUUCCCAUGGCCGUAUUCGUACACUCACUGGUCUUCCUCAGUUUUGGAAUCAUUUUGUCCCUCUUGA